CACUCGAACCCUCCUCCCUCAGUGUCACCGUCGGUAUUUCUCUCUCUCUCUCUCUCUCUCCUCUCUUCCCGCGCUGAAAUCACCUUGAUAACGAAAUUUCUCAGCGGCGAUUAACGGCUUGGCGUUUCGUUUGAUAUUUCUCCCUGUUCUGUUGAGUUCGGUGAGGUGUGGUUGGAGGAGUAAACUAGGGAUUUGGCGUUCUUGUUGAUUUAUGAGCGGAAUUUUGGUAUCUAUUUGGGGUUUUGAGGGGAGGAUGAUUCUUGAACGAUGAACGAUGCCGCUACUGCGUAGCGGAGUGCGCAGGGGACGGGCAAAGCAGCAGAAAGACGUGUUGUGUCCGAUCGAGCCGGAAGGGGAGGCCAUUGCGACGAGGACAAGGAGAAGGAGCAAGGCAGCGGCGGCGGUGGAAGUGUUGCCUAAUAUCAACGAGAAGCGGUUGCAAGAAGGAAGCAAUCAGCAGCCGCCACCGGUUAAUGAUACGGUAGCUGCUGCUGUAGCGAAUCCGGAAGAGCAUCGAGUGCCGAAGGGAGGUUUUGAGUUUGGAGUUGGAGAGGUAGGAGGCGCUGCUGGUGGAGCCAAGAAGGAAGAAAUAGGGGAUAAGAAAAUGGAUGAUCACGACAGUGGAGCAGGAAGCAAUGAUAAAGCUCACGCUGUUGAAGAGGAGGGAAGCACAGCACCGCUUCCCGAAAAGAUUCAGGUGGGUGGUUCCCCGCUCUAUAGGAUAGAUAGAAAGCUGGGUAAGGGUGGAUUUGGACAGGUUUAUGUUGGACGGAGAGUCACCACUGUUAAUACGAAUGAGAGAACUGGCCCUGGUGCUGUGGAGGUGGCUUUGAAAUUUGAGCAUAGAAGUAGCAAGGGAUGUAAUUAUGGACCACCUUAUGAGUGGCAAGUUUACAAUACUCUUGGUGGUAGUCAUGGUGUACCUCGGGUGCAUUUCAAGGGGAGACAAGGCGACUACUAUAUUAUGGUUAUGGAUAUGCUGGGGCCAAGCUUAUGGGAUGUCUGGAAUAAUAAUGCCCAUACCAUGUCUGUUGAAAUGGUUGCAUGCAUUGCAAUUGAAGCAAUAUCCAUUUUGGAAAAGGUGCAUUCUCGCGGGUACAUUCAUGGCGAUGUCAAACCUGAAAAUUUUCUGCUUGGUCCUUCAGGGUCCCCGGAUGAGAAAAAGUUGUUUUUGGUUGAUCUUGGAUUAGCAACUAGAUGGCGUGAUAGCUCUGGCCAGCAUGUUGAGUAUGAUCAGAGACCUGAUGUAUUCAGAGGAACAGUGCGCUAUGCUAGUGUACAUGCUCAUUUGGGUAGGACUGGUAGCCGCAGAGAUGACCUAGAAUCUCUUGCAUAUACACUAAUUUUCCUUCUUCGUGGCCGGCUGCCAUGGCAAGGAUAUCAGGGAGAGAACAAAGGAUUCCUUGUUUGCAAAAAGAAGAUGGCUACUUCUCCGGAGACUUUAUGUUGCUUCUGUCCGCAGCCCUUCAAACAGUUUGUUGAAUAUGUGGUGAACUUGAAGUUUGAUGAAGAACCUAAUUAUGCAAAAUAUAUUUCACUUUUUGAUGGAAUCAUUGGUCCAAAUCCUGAAAUCAGGCCGAUAAAUACAGAUGGCGCUCAAAAGCUCAUUUGUCAGGUGGGGCAUAAGCGAGGCAGAUUGACUUUGGAGGAAGAAGACGACGAACAACCAAAGAAGAAGGUUCGUAUGGGCAUGCCUGCAACACAAUGGAUCAGUGUCUACAAUGCACGACGGCCUAUGAAGCAAAGGUAUCACUACAAUGUAGCUGAUGCAAGGCUUUGUCAGCAUAUCGAGAAAGGGAAUGAAGAUGGCUUGUUUAUAAGUAGUGUGGCCUCAUGUCAAAAUUUAUGGGCCUUAAUCAUGGAUGCUGGCACUGGGUUUUCAUCACAAGUCUAUGAGCUUUCUCCUUAUUUUCUUCACAAGGAAUGGAUAAUGGAGCAAUGGGAGAAGAACUAUUACAUCACAGCAGUAGCUGGAGUCAUUAAUGGGAGCUCAUUGGUUGUAAUGUCUAAGGGCACCCAGUACUUACAACAGUCGUACAAAGUCAGUGAUUCGUUUCCUUUCAAAUGGAUUAAUAAAAAGUGGAAAGAGGGAUUCUACGUAACAGCCAUGGCCACCUCGGGAAGUAGGUGGGGCGUUGUUAUGUCCCGUGGUGCAGGAUUCUCAGAUCAGGUGGUAGAAUUGGAUUUCUUGUACCCUAGCGAAGGUAUUCAUCGUCGAUGGGACUGUGGGUAUCGAAUCACAGCAACUGCAGCAACCAGUGACCAGGCAGCCCUUGUUCUUAGCGUGCCAAGGCGAAAACCUGCAGACGAAACACAAGAGACUCUCCGGACAUCUGCAUUUCCAAGCACCCAUGUCAAGGAGAAAUGGGCAAAGAACCUUUAUAUUGCAUCUGUAUGUUAUGGAAGAACAGUUUCGUGAGCUUCUAAAAAAAAAAAAAAAAAAAAAAGAAGGCACACGUAGAGAGACCUUGGCAUUGUGGGGGUAUCCAAGCAUAGAAUAACUCUUGAUAACCUAGUUCGAAUUAAAAUGUAAUUAAGUAGAUACUAUCUGUUAGGUUGUUGGUGAACUAUGCCAUUUAUAGAAAAAUUUGCCCCAUUGUUAAUGAUAAUUUAAGCCUAUUAGCAUAAUC
Cucurbita pepo subsp. pepo (vegetable marrow) is the source of this 2630-nucleotide messenger RNA. The record is from RefSeq and is a predicted model, not a curated record. Lineage: Eukaryota; Viridiplantae; Streptophyta; Magnoliopsida; Cucurbitales; Cucurbitaceae.